Molecule: messenger RNA, 1775 nt
Organism: Mytilus trossulus (common blue mussel)
Lineage: Eukaryota; Metazoa; Mollusca; Bivalvia; Mytilida; Mytilidae
Product: CD82 antigen-like
Exons: 9
Coding region: 34-1302 (422 amino acids)
Cellular component (GO): membrane
Source: RefSeq, a predicted model, not a curated record
GUAUUCUGUAUAUUGAAAGAUGACACAAAAAUUAUGGCAGAUAUAGGAACACUGAGAUUGCUGUUUUUAGCAGCAAAUCUGUUUUUCUGGUUCAUUGGCGGAGGACUUCUUGGAUUCGUAGGAUGGACUUUGAGUACAUUGCCGAGUACAUCAGGAUUUAUGUCUGGCAGUUUUUUAGUAUUUUAUGCCGGCAUAGCCAUUGGUGUCCUAAUAGCUCUUGCUGGACUCGUAGGAUGUCUUGGCGGCAUGUUUGGAAGCAUGCUAUUAUUGAAAGUGUACCUUGGACUUUCAAUGACGUUUGGAAUGAUAGAGAUUAUUCUGAUUAUCGUAGUGUACACGCAAAAAGAUCAGAUACCCUCCAUAUUAGAAGCCACAUGGAAUGAAGUGAACGAUGAAGCCAGAUACACAAUUCAGACUGGGUUGAAAUGUUGUGGAAUAAAAAGUUAUAGUGAAUAUGGCAGUGACUAUGCCAGCUUUCCUGACAGCUGCUUUAAAGUAUCAGAGAUGUUUGGAACAGUUACUGCAAAACGAGAAUCAACACUCUAUACCAUAUCGUGCCUAUCUGCAAUCCAAACAUGGCUGACAGACAAUAUGGCAAUAUGGAUCGCUGUCCUCGUUGGAAUCGCUCUAGUACAGAUAGUCAGUGGAAUGUUGUCUUGUCAAGUCUUCACUCGUCUCCACGAAAAGGUAAGAGUAAGACCGAUGAUGGGCGAGGAUCCGAACGAGCUUAAUCUAGCAGGUUCAAAAUCCAAACAGGAAGAAUUGAAUGAUUUGGACUUGACCGAAAACGAAAGAAAUAUAGAUGGCGCUAGUUGUAAUUCUACAUCUACGAUAGAACAAGAGGAAGGCCAUAACAGAAAAAACGCUGGCAUUGUUGCUGUGGUAAAUUUAGAAAGUAACGACAAUCUGGAAGAUUCUAUGUCCGAAAAAGAUAUAAACGAUAAGGAGUUUGAGUUCAAAUCUGAACCACAGUUAAAUGCUGAUGACCUUGAAAAAAGUUUACACUUUGCUGAAAAAAAUGCUGAUAGUGAUGAUGAAAAUGUGCAAGAACAAAAACUGUAUACAGAGAGUACUAAAGAACUGUGUCCCCCUCCUGUUGUGAGUAAGGACGAAGCUAGUCGAUCUAGAUCUGUCAUUACAAAUGACUCAAAUGACGACCCGAGUCGAGAUAAAACGAUCGACAAUAACGAAAAUUCUUCUGUCCGAUCAGAGUCAGUUUCAUCUUAUAAACAUAUGUCAGAUAGCAGACGACAAAUCAGUGUUUCUGAUGAAAACAAUUUUGAACCAGAAGUAAAGUCUUAGAAAAUCCAUGAUGAUAACUUAAAAAUAGUCUUUAUCAGAUAUUUCAUUUAGUAAUUAACAUUUGUAUAAGAUAAACUAUGUACAUGACAGAGUGGACGCUUUACAAAACAAUAUUAAUUUGAAGAAUCUGGACAUGAAAAAUUAUCCAUGUAUACAGUUCAUUCGUUUAUUAAACAUGAUUAAAUAUUAGAAAACUUAAAAAAAAGUUUCAACAAUUAUAUAAUCAACUUUUUGAUAAUUCUUCAUAAAUAAACAACCAUCAAAGCACCAUUUAUUGGUUACAUGUAGCAUUAAUAAUAUCAACUUAUAAAUACUAUACUUGUACAAAAAUACAUGCUAUGCUAGGUUUCAAUGGCUCUUAAAUAUUCAUACAUGAUUUUGAAGAAAAAACGAUUCAAUUGCUUAAAUUGAAAUCGUUCCUGACAAAUUGUCACAUAUUCAUGUGUUUCCGUAAAUCUGAAAGAAAUUUGAUU